Chlorocebus sabaeus (green monkey) is the source of this 1373-nucleotide messenger RNA. Lineage: Eukaryota; Metazoa; Chordata; Mammalia; Primates; Cercopithecidae. The record is from RefSeq and is a predicted model, not a curated record.
AUGCACUUUGCUCUAGUUGGCGCCGUCCUGGGCGUCCUGGCGACGGGCCUGGCCCCUCCUCCGCCCCCUCCCCGGGGCCCCUCCCCGGGGCCCGGCGUUGCCGCCCCUUCCGUGUGCACGUGGAGGCCGGGUUGGGGCGGGGCAGGCGCAGCCCGGGCUGAGCUUGCAGGGCUGCUCCACUCACCCAACCUCUUCGAGUCCUCCGCGGGCUCCGCCCCACCCGGCCAGUGGGGGAGGUUCUGUCCCGCAGCCUUCGCCCGCGCGCUGCUCUCGGGGACGGUUCCUGCUCGCGUUGGGCGCACCAUGGCGCGCUGGGCUGCGCUGGCGCUGCUGCUCCUCGGCCUGCUCCGCCCUCUGGUGGCCGCCCCUGGUGACCCAGCACCCCCUGAUCCCCCCAAACCAAAGCCAGAUCCAAACCCCAACCGACGUGGUUUCACUGGGGCUGACUUUGACUUAGCAGAUGCCUUUGGUGGUGGAGGAAACAGUGACCCAGCACCGCCUGAUCCCCCGAACCAAAGCCAGAUCCAAGCCCCAACCGACCUGGUUUCACUGGCCUCUAACCCUACGGGUGGUCUCUGUGUCGUUUACCCGGCAGUGAUGUUCAUGUCAUCUGAGAAGAGGAGAUUUCAGUGUCUGAGGCACCCUGGGACCAUCCUGACUGGAAAGCACAGUGACAUUGCUGGCCUGAGCUGAAGUGCUGAUUAAAAUAAAUUGAAAGCUGAAUGACUUUUUGAAGAGAUGCUUUACCCAGGAACAAAUAUGGAGAGGAACUCCUUGCAACUGUGUUCUCAAGUAGACCACUUUUGAGAAAUUAUACAUUUAUCAUAACACCUCAAGUCCUGCUCUGCAUAGAAUGACCAUUAUUAUCAAGAAAAGUUCUCCAUUCCCUGUGAUUCAUAAGGAAAUGCGGGCCUAACCAGAACACAGGAGCUGCGACAACCUUGGGUCAGACACAUUCAAUCUCUCUAUUCACAGUUGCAUUUUCUCUCUCUCUCUCUCUUUUUUUUUUUUUUUAACAAAGCCAAUUACCAAUAACUGGGAAAAACAAAAACAAAAAAAAAAAUGAACACACUGUUGAGCUCACUUCUGAGAAAGAUUCUGCAUUGUGAAUGUCAGGAUUCCACAUUUCUGAAGCGCCUUUGCUCCUUCAGAAAGCACAUCUCUAGUUUCGUGGUGAUACAGGAGGGAAAUGACAAUUGUCGGUAUUAUCAGGAUGGCCCAUUGUUCUCUGUGGUUCUCAAUCAAUGUGGACAUCGACCAUGACCAAGCUCGCUCUUUCUUUUCUCUCUUUCUCUCUCCUCUCUCCUUCCUUCCUUCCCCCUUCCCCUUCCCCUCCCCUCUUCCCCUUUCCUUUACCUUGUUUCUUGCUUGUU